AUGGAUGCAGAUCUAUCGAACGUGUUGCAGACUGAGCUGAUAUUACUAGCUGGUCACUUUGCUUCUUGCACAAGCUUCGAAAUUCGGGACAACUUGAAGUUUCGAACCUCAAUUCAUGCAUUAUGUGAGAAAGCACCGAAUAUUGCGAAUGCUAUUGCCGAAGUUGUUCAAGAGAAGAAAGAUGCCUCAAUUCGAGAAAUCUCCGAGGAAUGCAUGACGCCGCGGAAACGAAGACUUACCCAAGACCCCUCUUAUCGUCCACCAAAAUCUAGUAAACUAGAUAAAAAAAGCGUCGAUGGCACCAAAAAGAAGAUGGAUUUGCCGACUACUCCACUUAACAAUUGCCACCACUCUAGACCCGCCCAGAACGAUAUGCCCACUGGCAAACUGCCGGAAUCGCCUAGACCGGCCAUCGAGGAAUAUCCUAGGCUUAGGCCUAUUCUGAAGUUGAUAAUUGAGGCAACCAGAACUCUGCACCAGCUCAGUACACAAAAUGAUGGUGUUCCGAGGGAUGUUCAUAAAAUGAUACUGCAGACGUUGAACAGCCAAAGCUGCAAUACAGUUGCGAAUAUCGAAUGGUCGGACGGCUCUACCUGGGUAGAGAUUCUCGAGAGAGGAGCAUCUACAAGGGUACAACUUACUAUCUUCAAUAUGCUUGAGUAUAUGGGCGCAUCGAGGUGGUACGAGAGCCAGAUCCAACUUGCUAUGAGAACAGUAACCCGUCGGCAAGCAACUAUAGGGGUGCUUGAUAGCAUUCAAGUCCAACAAACACAGGGAAGAAGUCGGAGUAUGUGUGGAGUUGGACCACUUAAAAUGCAAGACGAAUCUCGCGACCAGUCUCCCAACCCCGGUUUUAGUAUCCCAGAGAGGGAGAAAGAAGCCAGAAGAAAAGCUCUUCGCAAUCGGCUCUCGAGAGGUCACAAACUAAGCACGAAAAUCGUCAAGGAGUUAGGACUAGUUUUAAGGAAAUAUACGAAAAUGAGCCCCGAGGAUCUUGAUCUUACGAUACAAAAUAUCAAGGAUGAUCGCGAACAUAUAGAACUCCUUGCCAUCCUAAGCCCGCAGCUCCAACGACUAGUUGAUUAUAGUCUCCCCGAUCUUCACUCAUUCUAUGCGGAUCUCAACAGUAAAAAGCUGUUAUCGGAGACCGAGAUACAGGAGCUACAAAAUGAAUAUAUCUUAAAACAAGCAAGUACCAACCUAAUAAUCCUCCUCAACACUACUAAUUCGCAUCCUUAG
This is a messenger RNA of Penicillium verrucosum, 1239 nucleotides long. RefSeq lists its product as uncharacterized. The transcript is spliced from 3 exons. The coding region runs from base 1 to 1239 and encodes 412 amino acids. Lineage: Eukaryota; Fungi; Ascomycota; Eurotiomycetes; Eurotiales; Aspergillaceae. The record is from RefSeq and is a predicted model, not a curated record.